This is a messenger RNA of Seminavis robusta, 1350 nucleotides long. Lineage: Eukaryota; Bacillariophyta; Bacillariophyceae; Naviculales; Naviculaceae. The record is from the annotation of a GenBank genome assembly.
AUGAACCAUUGGAGGGAUCUCCUGAAGCGCGGCUCUUUGGCGGAUCUUGGGGAACAGUUAGAUCCGGCCACAUCAACAGUGCCGUCCACAUUGCUGCAUUGGGCUUGUCAGGAACCCUUGACAGCCACCACCAACGCCAAGAUUCAAUUUCUGGUACAAAAGUUACCUGAUCAGUUGACCAUUAGGGAUGAGAACCACAAGAUCCCAUUGCACCAUGUCUGCCAGCAGAAUUCCUCCAUGACAUUUUCGGUGCUACGCCUUCUCUUGGAAGCGGCUCCAGAAAGCAUUUUGAUGCGAUUGCACGAUGAAGACGACGACGACGAGGGCAUCCUGCCAUCUUUUUUGGCGCAUCAUCAUGGAGCUCCAGGAGUGGUGGUUCAGUACUUGCUACGUCGGCAAUUUGCUGCCCACAAGGGUCUAAUUGUGACGCAUCAAGAUCUUUCUUGCUUACUAUGGAACGAAGCUUCAUUCUGGCAACAUGUGGCCAUUGUCAUGUUUCAAGUGGAACCAGAAAUGAUUGAACAGAUACGGUUGGUGCUCUGCCAAGAAGAAGAUGAAGCCUUUUGGCAAAGAAUGGUACAGGUGCACAAGAGCACUCUCGUCAAACUCGAGAUGCCUCAGUUUUACGCCUUGACCACGUCAUCGGUACAGUGCAUGGCACAAAUCCUGGCAAAUCGAGACUUUCCAGACUUGCAAGUCUUGGAUGCCCGUUGUUUCCAUACGCUUGUCCCGACACCGACACAGCAUCCUAACAAGAAUCCACAAUUGACGGUGACCGAAACCCUUGCUCGAGGUCUGAGAGACCCGUCCUGUCGUUUGAAAAGCCUCUCCUUGGGCACCUUGACAGCCUCCGAACUCAAGCUGUUGCUGCUCCAAGGACUAAGGUCCAAUCGGUCCGUGGAAUACUUUCAGGUGGAACGCAUCAAUAUGGAGGAAUUCGGCAAUAACAAGAAAUUGAUGCGCGGUUGGAUGUCAUUGCGGGAAAUUCUGUGCCUGUCACUUCAACAAAACACAUCGCUUGAACGUGUUGUGGGUCCGAGACCACUCACUCAGUGUGCUCAAGUGCAAUUGUACCUGCAGCUCAAUCGAGAAUUCCAUCGUCGAGACAUGGGAGCAUGGAGUCCCACGCUUGUGGCUCUUGUCUUGGCCAAGGCCAAACUCGAGAUGCUUGCUAAAAGUGGUAGUAGCAACAAUGACGGGUACCACUUUGCUGCUGCUCCAGAGCCACCCGGUGAUCCCAGGUCGGCCAUGUUUUACAUCCUCCAAUCGAGGCCAGACAUUUUGAGAGCAGGUACAGCAACGAGUAGCGCAAGUAAUGUCAUGUUUGCUGGCGGCACGUCCAAGCAGUGA